AUGAGAGCUGCCCUUCUACUGGCCGUCCUGGGGGCCACCCUCGCCCUGCCACAUGGAUUUGAUCUUCCCACUCCAGGAACCCAGGCCCUGACCUGCCAGCAAGGGAAGCUGAGCUCCGUGUAUCAUACAGAUGAGCUGCCCAGGCGGUGGACGGCAGGGUAUGAAACCUGUGAGGCCGGCUGGGGUUGCCAAGACACCCUGAUGUUCAUUCAUAAUGGACCCCAGGUGGGCAUAGUGCUCACCAAGGGCUGCACCCCGGAGAAAGACCAGGAGGUGAGCAUCACAGAGCACAGGUCCGGCCCUGGGCUCUCCAUCAUCUCUUACACCCAUGUGUGCAGGGACGCCGACUUCUGCAACAGCCUGUCCACCAGCGCCCCGCUCUGGACCCCAAGCUUCUCCACAGCUCCCCCAGCCCUAGGGCGCAUGCAGUGCCCCACCUGCCUGUCCACAUCUGGGUGCGAGGAGACAGGGACUGAACUCCCCUGUCCUGCAGGAAUCACAAACUGCCACAAAGGUGUCCUUGUGCUCAGAGGAGGAGGCAUCAAUACCAACCUGGAAGUCCGAGGAUGCAUGGCCCAAGAAGGCUGCACCCUGCUUAAUGGGACCCAGAAAGUCGGGCCUAUGAGCACAAGUGAGAACUGCAAUACUAUGGAGUUUAUGACCUGCCACUCAGGACUCAUGGUGAACCUUCUUCCUGCUGCAUCUCGGGAGCCUGUUGACUGGCAAACAUCUGGGACCACGCUAUGUGGCAUCGGAGAGCUGUGCCAGGAGACACUGCUGCUCUUUGAGUCAGGACACAAGCCCCUCUUACUGGGGGGUAAAGGCUGCAGCUCACCUGGCUCGCAGGAUUCUCAGGACAUCUCCAUACACUCGGGACCCCCCGGAAUGUUCGUCGCCUCCUAUGACCAUGUCUGCUCCUCCAGCUUCUGCAACCGGGCUGAAAAUAGCAGUGUCCUGUUGGACGCCCUCCCACCCCCAGGUGGCCCUGCCCCUGAUGGCUUGAAGUGUGAUGGCUGUGUGAAUGUCUAUGGAUCAUGCUCAGACCCUGAUAUCGUAACAUGCUCUGUGGGUGCCACUCAUUGUUAUGAUGGUUAUGUCAGUCUCAUUGGAGCUGGGCUCUCCACUACAAUGAAUGUUAAGGGCUGCAUGGCUUCAAAUUCCAGCAAGUUGUUCAAAACUCCAAAUGCUGGAAUCUUCUCUGUGAGUGAGAGCUUCAGUGACCCUCAUGCCCAGGAUGGAACUGCUCCUGCCCCCUCCCUGGAUUGGAUGUUGGGGCUGGUUGAUAUUCUCCCAACCUCAUGA
Molecule: messenger RNA, 1302 nt
Organism: Elephantulus edwardii (Cape elephant shrew)
Lineage: Eukaryota; Metazoa; Chordata; Mammalia; Macroscelidea; Macroscelididae
Product: CD177 antigen-like
Exons: 10
Coding region: 1-1302 (433 amino acids)
Biological process (GO): leukocyte cell-cell adhesion; cell-cell junction maintenance; regulation of integrin-mediated signaling pathway
Cellular component (GO): plasma membrane raft; plasma membrane
Source: RefSeq, a predicted model, not a curated record